Molecule: messenger RNA, 1407 nt
Organism: Daldinia loculata
Lineage: Eukaryota; Fungi; Ascomycota; Sordariomycetes; Xylariales; Hypoxylaceae
Exons: 3
Coding region: 1-1407 (468 amino acids)
Biological process (GO): regulation of DNA-templated transcription
Molecular function (GO): DNA-binding transcription factor activity, RNA polymerase II-specific; zinc ion binding
Source: RefSeq, a predicted model, not a curated record
AUGGGUUCUCGUAACACGUCAGGCUACUCUGAAAUCACCAACGAACUCCCUUUAUCUCCCACGGUUACUGAGAACAGGAAUCAACAUUGGACUGAACAUCUAGCUCCGCAACGAGAACAUUCGACCCUGACACUCUCGCAGAUAGAGGGCAUGGCUGGCUCACCCAUGAACUUUGCGCCGGGACAAUUGCCAGGCCCGAGUCAGCCACCUCCAAUGCCAGCUCAACAGCAGGGACUAAACCCCAAGGGACACGGAGCCGUCGAUCAGCCGCUCGCCCAAGCCCCAUCCUCAUGGCGACAAGAUCCCAUAUUCUAUUUUUCUGGACUUUCGGGGUCGGGUGCUGAUAAUGCUAAUAAUAAUAUCCAUGCCGGCGCACCUGCUGAUGACUGGUCUCCUCAAGAAAGCUCAGAUGAUACCCAGCCUCUUGUGCCGGGCAUGCGACAGGGUGUUGAGAAUGUAUUUCUCGGUAAUCCCGUCUUAUACUCCGAUCUGGCCCUGGAUUUAUACCAGAUCGACCAACCAGGCGAGCCCAUCGCAGAACCCAGGCCGCAAAUAGAGCAACAUGCAGUCCAGGCUACUCCAGUUGUACCAGCUCCACUCAUAUCCGCCGAGUCAGAAGCGGAUCAGCUGCACAAUGAAGUCCGGUCGAUACCUAAGCAACCGUCGGGGAGAUCGGCCGGGACAGGGCCAAAGCGCAAGGCCAGCGUGGUCCCGGAAUUAAACUUGGGCCCGAUCGACGGCGGUCUCGGGCCACGCCAAAAGAAGCAGCGUACCGUCCGAAAUAACUCGUGUAGUGCUUGUAGAAAGGCGAAAGUCAAGUGCGAAUUACGAGAGGGCUCUCCAAAAUGUACGCGAUGCGGAUUGAGAGGCACGGACUGCAUCAUCACCGGCGUCGACAAUCGGACCAAUGGGUCUAAACAUAAGGAACUCCUCGGGGUCAUUGAGAUAUAUCAUGGCCUCGUACUCGAGUUCGCCGAGCUCUUGUGCCUACUAAGUCCCGAUAAGACUAAAGAACCUGAGGGCAAGGAGGCACGUGAACUUUACGAAAGAGGGCUCAGUCCCACCGACAUCCUCAGCCAUCUACGAAGAACUCCCAAACGGAGCCUGAUUCUGGAAGUGAAGGAACUCGGGCAAUACAACCGAGGGUACGAAAAGCUGGAGGAUAUAAGGGUUGCUAUUAUCAAGGUGAAGGAGUCUGGGUUGAGAGUCCUCUGCUCUCUGCAUAACGCCUGCGACGAGGCUCGGUGCGGAGCUAUGGACGAGCUCGGCAUCAAGUUAGCCUUAGAGGAAGCCCGGUCAGGGGCGUUCCACCUCCCGAGUCGCCAUACGCCCAAGGAGGAAUUUCUGAAGGGUUUGUAUAAGGAUGGAUUCAAGCCUGCCCCGGCAACCCUCCAACUCUUUCUAUGA